AUGGUAGUUAUUCGAGAAGUUUGGUACAAUUGCCCUACCAAACUCACCCCUAGAAAAGACUACCACUCACUUGAAAUUCAUAAACCAAGAGCUUCUCCUGCCUCAAUGGCGGACCCAACAGUAAUACAAGACAUCGAUUAUGUCAAGGAUAAGGUUGUCAACUUUAAAGAAGAAGGGAGAGUCAAAGAUCAUCAAAAGGGCCCCACAUAUUCGUUGUCUGCUCCUCCUAGCACUUCAUCAAGUAACAGAAAGAGCAAGAUGGUGGGAUUUGAGGAGGAGUUGAUCCAACUUUUGGAUGUUCUCACCGCACGACAGUCGAGUCUGCAAAUCAUCCCUAUCGUGGGCAUGGGCGGCAUUGGUAAGACUACUCUUGCUAGAAAUGCUUAUGAACAUCGAUUAAUUGUGAAUCACUUUGAUAUUCGUGCUUGGGCAACAAUAUCUCAAGAGUACAGUUUGACAGAAAUAUUUUCAACACUUUUUUCUCCCCAAAUUAGCAGUCAAUCUACUGAUGAACAACAAUUAGCACAACAGUUGUAUCAAAGUCUAAUAGAUAGGAGAUAUUUGAUUAUAUUGGACGAUAUCUGGAGUAUCAAUGCUUGGGAAAAGAUGAUGUUUUUCUUUCCAGAUAACAACAAUGGAAGUCGAAUUAUCCUAACCACUAGGCUGUCAAAUGUUGCUGUUCAUUUUGGCUCGACAUUCCUUACAAAGAAAUUUCUAGAUAAAGAUAAAAGUUGGAAGCUAUUUUGCGAAAAGGCAUUUCCACAUGAAGGUUGUUGUCCUCUUGAAUUAGAGAAAAUUGGAAAGAAAAUUGCUACAAAAUGUAAAGGGCUUCCUUUAUUAAUUGUUGUGAUUGGAGGAUUUCUUAGGAAGUCUUCUAGGACACAAGAAUUAUGGGAGGAUAUUUCAAAUGAUAUAAGUUUGAUCCCGAAUAUAAGAGAGGAAGAGCAAAACUUAGACAUAUUAUCUUUGAGUUAUAAGCACUUACCUGUCCAUUUAAAACCGUGUUUUCUUUACAUGGGAAUUUUUCCAGAAGGCCGUGAGAUUAAUGUCUCCAAACUCAUCAAACUUUGGAUUGCUGAUGGAUUUAUAAAACCAAAUAAAACUCAGAGUUUGGAAGAGGUUGCAGAGUGUUAUUUAAAGGAUCUUGUUGAUAGGAAUCUCCUUUUAGUUGGUAGGUUGGGGUGGAAUGGAAAAAUUAAAACGUGCACAAUUCACGAUCUUUUAAGAGACUUAUGCAUAAAGGCAUCUCAGAAAGAGAAGUUUCUUUAUUUGAUCCGGAGUUAUGACAGUCCAUUACGUAUAAUUAAGGAGCGUCGCAUUUUAUUUCCUAAACAAAUCACAGCGGUAAAUUGUGAGCAUCCACUCUUUCAUAUUCUUGAGUCAGCACCGCUCCUUACUCGCACUUUGUUGGGUAAUGGAGGUCGGCUACCGUUUAAUUUCAGAUUGUUGAGAGUACUGAAUGCGGUUGAUAUGACUUUUUCUCCAACUGAUAUUCUGAAGCAUGUUAACUUGCGCUAUUUCCCAAAACACUUUCAUAUUUCUCGUGAACUUUCUUGGUCAAUAAUGUCUCUACUCUGGAAUGUGCAAACAUUGAAAAUUGAUGGUGGACCACGAUUUGUUGCACCGAUUGAAAUUUGGUCAAUGCCACAACUUAGGCAUUUGGAAUCCACACAUGGGAUGUAUCUUCCAGAUCCUCCUUUAAGAAGCCAAGAAAUUGAUGAUGUCAUUGUUCUGAAAAACUUGCACACAUUUAAGGGAGCAGUGAACUUGAAGUUGAGUGAAGAGGUCUGCAAGAGAAUCCCCAAUAUUAAGAAAUUGAAGUUAUUGUACCCAGAUUUGGCGAAAAGAUUGUGUUACAACCAUCUCUACAAUAUUGUCAUGUUACAUAAACUCGAAUACCUAGAUUGUCAGUUUGGCAUCUCAUCAAAAUUUUCGGUGCUCCAAUUCUCAAUGCAAAUGUUAAAAUAUAUUGCGUGUUCAACUCCACGAUCACUAGGGAACCUCAAAUAUCCGACUUCACUCCAGAGGUUGAUCUUAUGGCAUAGCGAUCUUGAGUGGAAAGAUAUGACAGCGAUAGGUUCGUUGCCAGAUCUUGAAGUUCUCGAAUUGGGAUAUGAUUCAGUGAGAGGAUCGAAGUGGAACCCUGUUGAGGGGGGAUUCAUUCGACUCAAAUACCUAAGUAUCCGCUACUUGGAACUCAAAUAUUGGAAUUCGGAGAGGGUUCAUUUUCCAAUCCUCGAGAACCUUAUUCUUUAUCAAUUGCACGAACUGGAGGAGAUUCCUUUAGGUAUAGGGGAAAUAACUACACUUGGCCUUAUUGAUGUGGAUAACUGCAAUGAGUCUACUGCAGUGUCAGCAGUGAGAAUACUGGAGGAGCAAGAGAGUCUUGGAAACGAGGAUCUUCGAGUUCGAAUUCACUUUUCGGAGGAAAACCAAUUUGAGAGGUUCAAGGAAAAGGUGGCCAAUUUUGAGUGCUUCAAUAGCAAUAAUUUACAACUCUUUUACUAUCAUCAUCUUGAUUGUUCUAUUGAAUCCAGUGAAAAUAGCUUCUUUCAUCUUCGACAAUUCCUGGAUGAUGAUUUCUCUUUAGACAUUUGAGAAAUACCAACAUUGGAUCAGUGUUCAAGGUUGUAAUUGCAAUUUUUUUUUUUUUUUUUGUCAAAAUUUGAAGAAUUUUUUUCACCUUCAUUACAAAUUUGUAUUUUAUUGGUGUCUUUCUUAUUGUUUAUUUUGUAUUUUCUUUCAUCUUCUAAUAUUAGCUUAUUAAGCCUCAUUUGGUUGUGGAGAUUUGUUAUUAUUAACUAAAAAUGAUUGG
Messenger RNA from Erythranthe guttata (spotted monkey flower), 2815 nucleotides. RefSeq names its product putative late blight resistance protein homolog R1A-3. NCBI's taxonomy places the organism in Eukaryota, Viridiplantae, Streptophyta, Magnoliopsida, Lamiales, Phrymaceae. Gene Ontology annotation, molecular function: ADP binding. The record is from RefSeq and is a predicted model, not a curated record. Gene Ontology annotation, biological process: defense response to other organism.